This is a messenger RNA of Toxoplasma gondii ME49, 2269 nucleotides long. RefSeq lists its product as hypothetical. The coding region runs from base 732 to 2237 and encodes 501 amino acids. Lineage: Eukaryota; Apicomplexa; Conoidasida; Eucoccidiorida; Sarcocystidae. The transcript is spliced from 2 exons. The record is from RefSeq and is a predicted model, not a curated record.
UAAACUAGCCUGUACAACUGCUGAAACCCGAUUUUUUCGUGGCAGAGCGCGUUAUGUGACACCAACUGCAACUCCUUCGAUAUGCGCAUGCAGAUGCGCAGCUCUGGGUUCUGUCUCCCUCUUCAUCAUCCUUCAGUUCGCCUGAAUCUCGACGAGAUGUUCUGCAGUUUUUGGGGCGCUCAGAAAGCCUCCCGAAUAUACCAAACCCGCAUAAUCAGCAUGGUGGCUUGAGGCAAAAGCAGAUCAAGAAAAUCGGUCCGUGGAUCGCGCAUCUGUCCUGUGGAGGCCCCGGCUUGAGCAUGCCCAGUGCCUGCGUCGAGCACAUUUCCCAGCGACCCCCAAAACCGUCCAGUUCGUUCCCAGUCAAACGAAGGAGAUCGAACUCUCAGCGGGUCCUGUGAAAUAGCUUGGCAGGUUUCUAGUCUCUUCGUUCGCGAGCCAUUCGUCUGCGUGUCUGUCGCCUGUGACUUCUGCGGCACAACCUACACGUGGAUUUCUUGGAAAAAAGUCACUUGAGUUGGUGAGUGAAGACAUUCUGUAUCGAAACGACCACCACCCGAAGCGUACGAUGUAAAGGCAGCCCGAAAAUCGAGUGUGAAAACAUUUUCUUCGUCCCCGCCUGCAACGCUGAGGUGCUCGGAUACCUCGUUGCGGUUUGCGCGUUUACCGUUCGCCGUCACCAGCAACUAGUCUCACACUACGGCCGAAAUAUAACAGACGCCUUACCGACAAUGAGGAAGAAAGGGGUAGACACGGCGAUUGCUUCUGGUGAAACGAAACCGGAGUCUUGCUGGCAACUCUCCUCAGGAGCUUCUCAAAACACUUCGGGGUGUGAAGUACGAGCCGACUGGUGGAGGUCUGACAUGUGGAAGCCGCCAGCAGCUAAUGGUGGAGACUCGCAGGAGGAGCGCGCCCUCCGAAAUGUUGACGCCUUGCUUCACGCGUUGGAUGAGGAUUAUCUACGUACUUUUCGUUUGGGUGGAGUUAUUCAAAGCGGUGGGGGGAAGGAGCAGUACACGGUAUCUGCGAGUGAGACUUCGCCUGGAAUCCUUGAUGAGUCGCUUCCAGAUGAAGACCUCAGAGACUUACUCCCGUCGUCCCGAGACACCGGAAAACUUUCUGGGCGACCCGUCUCAACACGCCGGGAAGUUUUGAGUGAGGAGUUUCAGGAGGAACUCGACUCCGUGCCUUGCCCGCCUGGUGAGGAGGAUCCACGGGCGGAUACACGCCCACGUGAACCAGUAGCCUUUUCAAACGGAGUAUCUCCAUCAGAAACCCCAGAUGCCGGUAGCUUUGAAAAUUGCCUCUGCAUUCCGGAUCCUCCUCGAGACUGGCUAAACACGCAAAACCCCCAAAACAUCAGCGUGUCUGAGGUCGACGAAGUGGACAAGGACCGAAGGGAUGACAUUUUCGGUAUAUUGAGAGAAGAGGAGAGCGACAGAAAAAGCGAUUUCGAGCGAACCUGGUACCAGGGCCUUCCGUCCUCACCCUCGGGUUCUGAAUCCCCGUCGUCUUCCCGGUCGGAGUCUGAAGAAGACGCGGAGGAAGCGCGGGUGUUCUACCAGGUUUUGACUUCAGAUGUACCUUCGCCGUGCGGUGACAGUAGCGGAAAGGCCGACAUGUGCUGGGACCAUCGGUUCGACUUGUCGGGCUCCGAAGAUGAAGAGGGAAGAACAAGCGAUUGCUCAGAUGCGAAAGAAGAUGUAGGAGCUGGCGUCUCCAUAACUGCGGACACUCACCUUAGGGAAACUGUCACGGAAGGUUACCCCUCAGUUUCAUCUUCCUCUCAUGUCAACUCUAGCAAUGAAAGAUGUGCGCAAAACCUACCCGGUGGCUCCAGGUGUCAGCUGAAAUCGGGGAAAAACAAAAAGAAAGGAAGUCAGGGUUUUUCUUCACCAGACAACCAAAAGAGCCACAGAGCGCCCGAGCAUCAGCGAAAUCCCAUGGAUUCCUCGCAGGAAUCUUUCCGUCCCUCUUCAGAUUCGCGAUUGCCGAACCCAGGCAAUGCGUUGGACCCUGGUUAUGGGGGUGUGGAGCCUGUCGAAAACGUUGACAGUUCUGUGGCAGUCUGGAACGCAGGGAACUGCGUGGUCGUUCCAGCAUCAGAGACCUCUGUGGGAGACGAAGCUUCCGCAGAACCGAGAGGAAACCAAGCCCCGAGUGAAGACGCGUCUGCUGCAACAGACGAUAGUACGCGCCCUGCUGAUAUGAGCAUUGACAUUCGUAUGCUGGAUUGACUGUUUUGGGUGCCUGCAACUCGAGAUGCGCC